This is a messenger RNA of Galleria mellonella (greater wax moth), 1314 nucleotides long. RefSeq names its product alpha-(1,3)-fucosyltransferase C-like. The record is from RefSeq and is a predicted model, not a curated record. Gene Ontology annotation, cellular component: membrane. Lineage: Eukaryota; Metazoa; Arthropoda; Insecta; Lepidoptera; Pyralidae. Gene Ontology annotation, molecular function: alpha-(1->3)-fucosyltransferase activity. The transcript has 4 exons. The coding region runs from base 1 to 1314 and encodes 437 amino acids.
AUGUCUAAGAUACUAAAAGCCGUACUAAUAAGUGCAUACAGUACUGUUGUAUUUCAAUUAUUAAAAACUUUAAUUGUAAACAAUACUGAAGAAAUCAUAGAAAUAGAAUACAUGAUUCCCACACCAGGAACAUUGAAAAAGAUGGAGUGGGAGUUGAGAAAAUUAAAAAACAACAUAACAGCAAUAAGCAUGAAUUUUAAAAUGCCGAAAAGGUUACCGACUGAUUUGAAAUACAUACUCAAAUGGACACAAGCAUUCUCACAUUACGACUCACCGAUCUUUAAGAAUGGACAAGAGGCUCUUCUAAAAUAUAACUGCACAUAUAGAAAUUGCUAUUUCACUGGCGACAAAAGUCUACUUCUAGACAUAAGAUAUUUCGACGCCAUUUUGUUCGACGUCGAAAAUUAUUGGGAUUAUAACCCUAUAUUAAGGAGUCCUCAUCAAAAAUAUAUUUUCGUCGGCUUAGAAUCAGCUGACAAUUUUCCUGUGAUACUUCCAAAAUAUGAUUCUUAUUAUAAUUUAACAUGGACAUAUAAAUUAGAUUCAGAUAUAUUUGGUGCAUAUCUUAUUGUUUUGGAUAAAAAAGGUAAUAUAGUAGGCCCAAAAGUAAACAUGGAAUGGAUUAAUCCUAUGCUGCCAACAUCUGACAAUAUUAGAAAGAAAUUACUGGUCAAAAGAAAGGCAGCAGCUUGGUUUGUUUCGAAUUGCAAAACUAAAGGGCGCAGAGAAGUCGUAGCUAAGAAUUUGUCUAAAGAAUUAUUGAAAUAUGGUCUAUCGAUAGAUAUUUAUGGUUGGUGUGGUAAACUUAUUUGUUCGAAAGAUCAUAUGUACGACUGUUUAGAAGAUUUAGAAAAUGAUUAUUAUUUUUACCUCGCAUUUGAAAAUUCUUUAGCUGAGGAUUAUGUUACAGAAAAAAUCCUUUAUCCUUUAUUACAUUACACUGUACCUAUUGUUUAUGGUGGAGCAAAUUAUUCAAGGUUCUUACCUCCAGGUUCCUAUAUAGAUGCUGGCAAACUAAAUGCCAGUCAAAUUGCAUCUUUAAUGUCACAGGCAAUUAUGAAUCCUAAAUUAUACGCUGAGUAUUUUAGAUGGCAUAAUCAUUAUGUCUAUAAGGAGGCGACGGAAGUAAUGAAGGCCUGUAAUCUCUGCAACGUGCUGAAUACAAUUAAAGUAAAAACCAGUAGAACUAAAUUCAGAAAAUGGUGGAAUGUUAACAAAACUAAUAGGACGGCGGCCGAAGCUCGGCGAAGCGAAGACAUUGCGUCUUUGCAUUCGUACCAGCCCGCUCAUUGGAAAAUCACUGCCGCCGACUGA